GUUCCGGCGCCGGCUUUGGCAGAGGGGCGGGACUUGCACCGGCGUCUCUUCUUCCAACUGCAGUUUGUGGCAGCGCCAUUUUGAAUGUGCAGCUGCAGCGGGCGUGAGUUGGGGGAGGACGGGUUGCCGGCUCGCCUAUCUAGCGGUCUCUUGAUUGUCGAUAUUUUGUUGCCAUACGUUUAUAUAGAGACGUAUAUAUAUAUAUAUAGGCACACUAUAUAUAAAUCUAGGCUUGUAUCUGGUGUCCGACGCGAAGUCAGUAAGAUGAUGUUAAGAGGAAACCUGAAGCAAGUGCGCAUUGAGAAAAACCCGGCCCGCCUUCGCGCCCUGGAGUCCGCGGCGGGCGAGAGCGAGCCGGCGGCCGCGGCAGCCAUGGCGCUCGCUCUUGCCGGGGAGCCGGCACCGCCCGCGCCCGCGCCUCCGGAGGACCACCCGGACGAGGAGAUGGGGUUCACUAUCGACAUCAAGAGUUUUCUCAAGCCGGGCGAGAAGACGUACACGCAGCGCUGCCGCCUCUUCGUGGGAAACCUGCCCACCGACAUCACGGAGGAGGACUUCAAGAGGCUCUUCGAACGCUAUGGCGAGCCCAGCGAAGUCUUCAUUAAUCGGGACCGUGGCUUCGGCUUCAUCCGCCUGGAAUCCAGAACCCUGGCUGAAAUUGCAAAAGCAGAGCUGGACGGCACCAUUCUCAAGAGCAGACCUCUACGGAUUCGCUUUGCUACACAUGGAGCAGCCUUGACUGUGAAGAACCUUUCUCCAGUUGUUUCCAAUGAGCUGCUAGAGCAAGCAUUUUCUCAGUUUGGUCCAGUAGAGAAAGCUGUUGUGGUUGUGGAUGAUCGCGGUAGAGCUACAGGAAAAGGUUUUGUAGAGUUUGCAGCAAAACCUCCUGCACGAAAGGCUCUGGAAAGAUGUGGUGAUGGGGCAUUCUUGCUAACAACGACCCCUCGUCCAGUCAUUGUGGAACCCAUGGAACAGUUUGAUGAUGAAGAUGGCUUGCCAGAGAAGCUGAUGCAGAAAACUCAACAAUAUCAUAAGGAAAGAGAACAACCACCACGCUUUGCUCAACCUGGGACAUUUGAAUUUGAGUAUGCAUCUCGAUGGAAGGCUCUUGAUGAAAUGGAAAAGCAGCAGCGUGAGCAGGUUGAUAGAAACAUCAGAGAAGCCAAAGAGAAACUGGAGGCAGAAAUGGAAGCAGCUAGGCAUGAACACCAAUUAAUGCUCAUGAGGCAAGAUCUAAUGAGGCGUCAAGAAGAACUCAGACGCUUGGAAGAACUCAGAAACCAAGAGUUGCAAAAACGGAAGCAAAUACAACUAAGACAUGAAGAGGAGCAUCGGCGGCGUGAGGAAGAAAUGAUCCGACACAGAGAACAGGAGGAACUGAGGCGACAGCAAGAGGGCUUUAAGCCAAACUACAUGGAAAAUUGUCUGUGGAAACCUGCGCUGGAAUAUUUAUUUUUUUUUUUUAAUUUUAAAAUUAGUAUUUAUAGUAGAUAGACCACAAAGUUACUAAGCUCUUAACUUUUUGGGGUAUCUGUAUUUCAAAUAGUAUGUAAAUGAGGUAUGAUAAUUGUGUAACACUGACUAGUGUUCUAUUAGUUUAUUUGUGAUUAGAAAUGAUAUGAAUCGACACAAGUUUUUCAUUAUUUUGGUGUCAGUUUUAUUUGGUUCCAAGCUUCACAGUGCCUCUUACUACUAUAAACUUAAUCAAGCACUAAAAGGAAUAUGAAUGAAAACUCUACCUAUCUCAAAUAUUUUGUGUUAAUGGGAAUAUAUUAAUAGGAAAACAUUGUAUGAAGAAUGCAUUGAGGCCAUUCUGUCAGUUGUUCUUCCUUUACUUUGAAAACUGUCUUUGGAGAAAAUUGUUAAACAAUUUUAAUGCUCUGUGUGUGUGUGUGUGUGUGUGUGUGUGUGUGUGUGUGUGUGUUUAAGCUUUGAAAUUAGGCCCUCUUAUGUGCUUUCUCUUUAUUUCACUGUUCAGUUUAAAGGGAGGAAUCAAAUGGUAAGUGUUCAGCUUGUCCAAGUAAUGAAUAAAGUUGAUUUUCUUUGUUAAUUUUAAGAUGCCACCUCUCUCUUCUUGUCUUCCUAAUGGAAAUAUUCCAACACAACUAAGAGUUAUGGGACUUUUAAGUAUAAAAUAAAUACUGAUUUACAUAUUUCACGUUUUAAAUAAUAAUUUCAUGUAACAAAGAAAGAGUGAAAACACUUGUCAUAUCUGGUCAUCUUUUUGUUUGUCAGCCUUCAACUUGAUCAUAAUUUUAUGACACAUGGGAAUAUAUUUUUAAGAGUUUCAAGGAUGUAAGCCAGUACUUCAUCAAUAUCAGUUGUCAGUUUUAUUUAAUACUUUAUUUUUCCUUAGAAGACAAACUUUUUGAUAAUUGCUGUUGUAACUAUAAAUUAAACAACAUUUUUUACUCAUUUAGGAUAACAUUCAACUGCCUUAAGAAUGUAUACAUUUUAAUAAUAUGUCUUAAUUGCAUUUAGAUUUGUCUUUACCAUAAUGUAGAGUGUAUUUGAUUUUUUUUCCAGGCAGUAUUUACUAAGUGGAAAUUUUCUACUUAUCACAAUUUUUGGACACAUUAAAAGCUAUUAUUCUGGAAGCAA
Messenger RNA from Symphalangus syndactylus (siamang), 2601 nucleotides. RefSeq names its product paraspeckle component 1 (gene PSPC1). The record is from RefSeq and is a predicted model, not a curated record. NCBI's taxonomy places the organism in Eukaryota, Metazoa, Chordata, Mammalia, Primates, Hylobatidae. Gene Ontology annotation, molecular function: RNA binding.